ACAUGAAUCCCAACAUGAAUAUGCAUGCUAUGCCUCAGCAGCAACAACAAAUGGGUGGAGUUGGUGUUGGACCAAAUCCUAUGGGUGUUUCGCCAUUGAUGCAAUCCUCACCGCAGCAACCCCAGCCACAGCAGCAACAACAAAUGGCACAAAAUCCUCAACAACAGCAACAACAACAGCAGCAGCAACAACAAACUGAAAAACUGGAUAAUAUUUCCAAAGUCAAGUGUCUCUUCACACCAAUGCGUGAAUCCUUGCUAACAACAUUUCGUGGAGCUGCUUUUACGUUACAGCAAAAUAAUAUGGCCGAUAAUUUGAAGCGAGAUAGCAUUUUGCAUACGGCCCGAUUUGAUAAACACCUCGAAGAAUUCUAUGCCUAUUGUGAUCAAAUUGAACUACAUCUAAAGACCGCAAUGCAAUGUAUGCAACAAUUGUCGUCAAGUCAACAUUACAUACCCGGUGCUGUAACCACUCUACGUACGGAACCAUAUUUGCAAGAUAAUCCCGGUCCCAUGCCAUAUCCUACAUUCUUGAAUACGGUACGGGUACAUAUACAGAGUACUAAGGAUUUACGUGAUACUCUUAUUAGUGCUUCACAAAAUAUAUCGCAAGCCGAUUGAUGAUGAAUUGACAUGGAUUGAAAUUUUUC
Musca vetustissima is the source of this 649-nucleotide messenger RNA. RefSeq names its product mediator of RNA polymerase II transcription subunit 29 (gene ix). The record is from RefSeq and is a predicted model, not a curated record. The transcript has a single exon. Bases 3 to 620 code for a protein of 205 amino acids. Lineage: Eukaryota; Metazoa; Arthropoda; Insecta; Diptera; Muscidae. Gene Ontology annotation, cellular component: mediator complex. Gene Ontology annotation, molecular function: transcription factor binding; transcription coregulator activity. Gene Ontology annotation, biological process: regulation of transcription by RNA polymerase II.